AUGGAUCCGAAAGAUUUAAAUCCCCGUACCGACGAUGUCGAGGAAUCCUUGGCGCCUGCAAACGACCCGGUCUUGGAGGCCGUAGGCGCACAUCUAGAAGCAGAGCGAGUACUGGGGCAGACGAACGUGCCAGGACGUGGUGUCGACGACCUACACCCUGCUCUGGGCUUGCCCCGUGACCUACCGAAUUUGAUGCGGCCUAUUAGGCCUAGGAACCCGAGUGGCAUGCUCAUGGGACCGGAUGAUCCUUUCUUCGAGGAGGCACCCAGGCAACUAAGAGCUCCAGGAUCUACAGCACCACGCUACGACGCUAUUGGGCCUUUUGGCCGUGAACCGGAUCCUUCCAUCGAUCCGUCGUUGCAUCCCUGGUCGCCGACAGCUAACCGCGGAGGCAUGAUGGGAAGGGGACCCGGACCAUUUCCUGGACCUGGAGGACCGUUCUUCUAA
This is a messenger RNA of Babesia ovata, 447 nucleotides long. RefSeq lists its product as uncharacterized. The record is from RefSeq and is a predicted model, not a curated record. The coding region runs from base 1 to 447 and encodes 148 amino acids. The transcript is spliced from 4 exons. NCBI's taxonomy places the organism in Eukaryota, Apicomplexa, Aconoidasida, Piroplasmida, Babesiidae.